This is a messenger RNA of Urocitellus parryii (Arctic ground squirrel), 3596 nucleotides long. RefSeq names its product cysteine rich hydrophobic domain 2 (gene Chic2). NCBI's taxonomy places the organism in Eukaryota, Metazoa, Chordata, Mammalia, Rodentia, Sciuridae. Gene Ontology annotation, cellular component: plasma membrane; Golgi-associated vesicle. The record is from RefSeq and is a predicted model, not a curated record.
GCGACGGUUCGGACCCCAUCCGUUCACUAGCCGGAGUCGAGACAGACGAGAGCGAACUCCGCGGCCUGAACCGGCAGCAGCGACUCCCUCAGCCUCGCCGCCUCGCCAGCCGGAACCCCGGCGCCAGACCCUGGAGUCAGGCCCCUGGGGCAGGGGGGCUCGGAGGCACAGAAUGGCGGAUUUCGACGAGAUCUACGAGGAGGAGGAGGACGAGGAGCGGGCCCUGGAAGAGCAGCUGCUCAAGUACUCGCCGGACCCGGUGGUGGUCCGCGGCUCCGGUCACGUCACCGUAUUUGGACUGAGCAACAAAUUUGAAUCAGAAUUCCCUUCUUCAUUAACUGGAAAAGUAGCUCCUGAAGAAUUUAAAGCCAGCAUCAACAGAGUUAACAGUUGUCUUAAGAAGAACCUUCCUGUUAAUGUACGUUGGCUACUUUGUGGCUGCCUUUGUUGCUGCUGCACAUUAGGUUGCAGUAUGUGGCCAGUUAUAUGCCUCAGUAAAAGAACACGAAGAUCGAUUGAGAAGUUAUUAGAAUGGGAAAACAAUAGGUUAUACCACAAGCUGUGCUUGCACUGGAGACUGAGCAAAAGGAAAUGUGAAACGAAUAACAUGAUGGAAUAUGUCAUCCUCAUAGAAUUUUUACCAAAGACACCAAUUUUUCGACCAGAUUAGCAUUUACUUUAUUUAUAGAGACUUUCCAAGUAUGUUGUCUUUCCAAUGGUGCCUUGCUUGGUGCUCUCCUGGUGGUGACAUAACAUUGGUUCUACAGAAUUGUGUGGUGUUUUUUUUUUUGUUGUUGUUGUUGUUUGUUUUCGUUUUUGUUUUUUUUUUAAAUAACCGCAUGUUCUGUGUGUGCAUAUUUGUCAAACUUUGCAAGUUAUUUCAUACAGAUGUUUAAUACUUAAGUUAUUGUGCUUUAUUCUGUUAUGUAUUCUGAUUUUCAAGGAUUACUUUUUGUAUUCUCAAAAAAAUACAUUUGAACUUAGCAUACAAAGUGGCCAGCCUUUUUUAUUUUAUCACCAAGGUACACACAAUUCUUUAUUUAUAAAUUUCUUAACAUAGAAAAACACCUCUGUAAGACGCUACUUAUCUAUUCUAGCAAGCACACUCUUUGUAUUAUUUUUUCUUCCUUUUUAAAAUUUAAUAUAGAAAUUACUUUAAAAUAAUAAGUUUUCUUUAAUAGCCUUUGGAACAUAACAUACCCUUUGUCAUAUAAUUCCUAAAUAUUCUUUUUACAGCAGAUCUAUCUGUUAACAUUAUGAAGACCUAUCAAAAAGUUUUGAAAAUAUUUCUGUCUUAAAAGGUAGUAAGGCAGAAUUAAAUUAUUUUUAUUAGAAUAGGCAAAUCAAUGAAUGGUAUGCAUGCAUCUAAUGGUUACUAGAGCUCAGGAUCACAAAAUAUAGUAGCAUCACAAUCUGCAUAUAUUUUUGGUCAAGAUGAUAUUAAUAAUGGCCUUACUUGGGUUAUUUUUAUUGUUCACCAUAUCUUAUAUUCAAAACUAUGGCAGUACUCCUUUAAACAUUUCUAAGAAAAAAUAUUCCUCCCAAUCAAAUGUAGUUGUAGAAUGGAUAUGUUUCUAAAGAGUUUCGAAAAGAAAACAAAAGUUCUAGAUUAAAAGUAAGCUAUUAUUUAAUACCCCAAUGGUAUUUAGAACAAGUUCCUACUAAGGGGAAUGGAGGACAUAUUUAGUACUGUUUUUAUCUGUGCAUUCACUUUCAGUCAGUUAUGUUACUUUUUUUGAUUGAGAGUGACUGUGACAUGAAUCAUUAGUUUAUUAUUUUUAAAUAUAUACUAUACACAUACAUACUUUUUUUCUUUUUGAUUAUAGAUAACCUCCAUGCAUUUAAAAACUUUUUAGAUAUCUAUAUGGCCUAUGUGUAAAUUUUUGUUUUUAUAAGCCUGAAAUUAUACAAGUUUUAAUGUGUGUCAAGAGUUUGUUCCAUGCAACUGUGGUAUCGAGCAAUAAUGUGAAUAACUUUUGAAAUUAUAUAAACUAUGCUUAAUAAUUUGUAUUAAGAAUUGGUACCACUAUAUAAUACCUUUUUUCCUUGUAUUAAAUCUUUUAAAUACUGGUUUCAUUAAUUUAUAUACCUGUAUUUUUUUAAAAAGGUAUUUCUUUGUACUUCUCCAAAGUACUGUACUUCUACAUAAAUUUGAAUAGUUAAAUGCCAGUAUCUUGCAUCCUAUAUACUAUACUGGACAUUAGGAAUUAUCUUAAAAGCUAGGAUUAUUUUUUUUUUUUUGUCAGAGAAUGAUCUGUUUGCCUUGUCCCCCACAUAAUUUAACAACUUGAAUUUAUAGAAUACUUUUCCUGUGAAGAGCUCAAAGUACAAAGAAUUCAAAUACUUCCACUUUUAUUUAACUUGUGUCUGAAGUGUGUCCUGCCACUUUAAAGUAGUGCAAUUAAAAGUAACGCUAUUUAAAAACUCCAGUAUUUGUCUGGUUUCAGUGUGGAAAAUACUGUAUCUCCAUAUAAUACUAAAUCUGCCUCAGGAUUCAGAAAGAGCAAAAAAAAUGUAAUGACUGUGUAGACUAUGCAACACAAGAGUUCCCUGUUUAAAAUUGUGUAAAUCCAUAUAAUGCUGUAGAAAUCAGCAUUAUGAAAAGAACUUACUUAUUUAGAUACAUUUUUCUUCCCAUUAUUAGUCUUCUGUCAAUAAUAAUUUUUCAAAAUUAUAUUCCUGUAAGAAUAUUUUAAUAUAAGAUAAGUUUCAUAGUUGAUGAUAUUAAGUAUAGAAUUUCAAAAAGCUUUUCCUGUUUUAUUGAAAGGUAAGUCAGUUGCUGUAAAGAUUCCCUGAGAAUAUGCAUUACACUUCCAAUGUGUGUGUAGAAAAGAACCAUAAAUGUUUAAUAUAUUGCAUUACCAUAAGCCACUUUGAGCUGUUAGAAUUUCAUGCUUGGAUUUUCAUAAGGAUUCUCCAGUAUAUUAUUUUUUCAUGAAUCAUGAAUUUAAGUACCCAUGUUACUGUUAAUCAGAAAUGUCAGAGAUGCCCAUGUCAUAUGAAUAUUAGUCCAAGAAAAUAUUUAAAAUGGCAAUUUUUUUCAUCAGCUCCUGUUUUCUGAUUUAAAGUUUGUGAGAUAUGAAUCAAAGAUACUUUCUAAACUGGCCAGGAAAAGAUAUUGGCAGAAAAUCCAAUGUAAAGAUUUUUAUAUAGGUUAAGUGACACAACAACUUGGGGUCUUUUAAAAUACAUCACCUGCAUUUUAUAGGCAGUCACUAUUCCUGUAUAGAAACUUUUUUUUUUCCCUCAAAUAAUGUACUUUGCAAAUCCUGUUGUAUUUUAGUACAUAGAUGGGCAAGAAGUCACCUUACCUAUCUAAAAUCAUCAUCAGAUGCUUUAUUAAGACUCUUUAAUGACCAGAUUUCAGUCAUUUAAAAUAUAAACUUGUAAUUUGAGCCUAAAAUCCACAAAAUACGUUUAAUAAAACCUUAAAUAAUCAUAAACAAUUAUUUCUUUUUCUUAUUAGAAAAGUUAGUUUUGUAAUUGAAUACUUUCAAAUCAAGAAGAGCCACACCUUUCCCUAUGAUUGUGUUUUCAGUGUUAUUUACAGAGAACUUCUAUAUUAGUAGACAUAGUCCAGCCAUAUAAGACUUUGA